AUGAAAGAUAUUAUAAGUGUGUGUGUGUGUGUGUGUGUGUGUGUGUGUGUGUGUGUGUGUGUGUGUGUGUGUGUGUGUGUGUGUGUGUGUGUGUGUGUGUGUGUGUGUGUGUGUAGCAGUCAGUACCUGUUUGCAGCAUCCAGCAGAGACCUCCAGCUGCUCUGGAUAAAGAAACUCCAGAACGUCCCUGAAUCUGCCAGCAGCGACUCUGACGACUCCGGGUAAACACACACACACACACACACACACACACACACACACACACACACACUGCAGAGGGAAAAGUCAUAAUAUUACUUGUUUUCAGUGAUAUUCCUCCAUAACUGUAACGUACAAACAUGAAUUUCCACUUCACUCUGUAUGUCAGAUGUUUUAAUUCGUCUUCUCUCAAAGACUCUGGAGUUAAAAUUCAAAGACUAAGUUAAUCCUCUCCACUUUAAAGGAUCUGUUUACAAACUAAAUUAGAUAUAACUGUAGAAUAUUCAGUAUAAUUGUAAAUAUUGGAGAUAUUCAGGUACGAUUGUUGGAGGUAAAUCCCAGAAGAACUUCUCUGCUGAGUCUGAAUUUUGUCUAAAAUAUAAAAUAUUCUGGCAUAAAAUUAAUUUAGGGUCAAACACGACCGCAGAGAGAGCCACACCCCCAACCAAAACGCCACUCUAUAACCACAAAUAAUGCUCAGAACAGCACCUAACUUCAUCAACAGGACAUAUAGGGUCACAGACAUAGUACUAGACACCAAACAUCUUUUUAACUUUGACUCAUUUCUUUAGCAAAGAGACUAAACACAACUCACCUACUCUCUUCCAGCAGACGCUUGUUUGUAGAGAGACCUCAGGCCAGUCCAGUACAGACUACAGCGGGGUGCCGCAGCUCAAGGAAGAACAUUUAUGAUCACCGUUACAGUGUGUUUGACUCUAAAUUAAUUUUAGGGUCUUGAUCUUGUGAGCGCCCUCUCACCUCAUCAGUCCAUAAAACCUUUAAAAAUCUGUCUUCAGAUGUUUCUCGGCCCCGUCUCGACGUUUUAACUCGUGUGUUUUGUUCAGUGGUGGUCGGGUUUCAGCCUGCCUUACUUCGGCCGUGUCUCUGAAAACCCUGUCCCUGUCGACUAUUUGCAAGAAAAUGUUUGAUGGUUUUGUGAUCACGCCCCAAUAUCUCAGCAAUUUCAAGACUUUUAACCAUUUUUGACUUUUCAGAGUCACUUAAAUCUCUUUUUUUGCACAUUUAUCGUGAGGAAAAAAAGCUGCCUAAUGAUUAUGCACACCCUGAUAUAGAGUAUUGACCUCCUUAGGCCCCACCCUCCCUCAUUACACAAAUACACAUCACCUGAUAUAAUUAUAUCCAAUCAGAAUUCAAGUUUAGACAGCUUGGAGUUGGAAAAUAUGCAUAAAAAUGAUGAUAUGGUCAAAAUACUUCACUUUGUGUCGGUGUAAACAGACCCUCCUCUCACGUGACGGUCACCGUUCUCUCCGUGAGGGUCUUGUUGGUCUAAAAGGGUCUGCCGUGAGUCUCUCUGAAGAGUUUCCCCCUCAGAUCUGAUCUCCUCGCUGUAAAAAGUCCCAGAUUGAUGGAGGCCAAAUCAAUCCAAACAAAUUAGUGACAUUUAGGAUCAGAAAAGCUUCCUGCAGACAUGGAUGCUGUCUGCUGUUUGUACAGAUGUUUGAAGGAUGAACUUUGUGUGUUUGUGUAAAUGAACGGGGUUUAUUUAUUAAUGAGGGAAAACUCCAAACAUCUUCAGACUCAUCCUCUCCUCCAUUCAGUCCCAUCAAUCAGUCAAUCAUUAAAUCAGGAGUCCCAUUAAGACCUCGGGGUUCAAACACUUUGGGAAAUUAAAGUCAUUGAGGUGUUGGAGUGAGAGUCUUUCAGACGAACAGACUCGGAAUCAUAAACAUGUUUCUGCUCCUCACACCAACACCAUCGGAUUGAUCUUCUUUCACUCACACUCGUCUUUGUAUUGACGGAGAAUCGGCUUCAUUAGAUUUCUCUUUCUCAUUUCUCAGUCUUUAGAUUUCCUCAUUUCCACGUUUCAGACCCACUUCCUCAUCCUCUGCUGGAAACAUCGUCAUCAGACGAACAUCACAGGACGGCGUUAUCGAUCCGGCGCCGAACUGUCCUCAGUUUUCAUUUUACAGUCAAAGGUCAGCUGUCUGGGGAGGUCACACUCGACCUCUGUGA
Messenger RNA from Xyrichtys novacula (pearly razorfish), 2172 nucleotides. The record is from the annotation of a GenBank genome assembly. NCBI's taxonomy places the organism in Eukaryota, Metazoa, Chordata, Actinopteri, Labriformes, Labridae.